Molecule: messenger RNA, 2637 nt
Organism: Colletotrichum acutatum
Lineage: Eukaryota; Fungi; Ascomycota; Sordariomycetes; Glomerellales; Glomerellaceae
Exons: 2
Coding region: 200-2143 (647 amino acids)
Source: RefSeq, a predicted model, not a curated record
CUGGCCCUGGCGGGUGGUUUCCCAACUAGCGUAAGACGCAAGAAAUAGAGUCAGAAUUGCCUUUCGCUUCUUUUCUGACUUUUUUUGCUUGCCCGACCGAACUUCAUGCCUUGUUGGACCCUGGAACGCCCCCUCGUCUCGUACACGUGUAGUAGGAGUGCGAAUACUCGGGCUGGGUGAUCCCCUUCUUUCACAUACCAUGGCGUUACCUUCUUCGCACGCCGAGGCGCCAUCCACUGCUACGUCCAUGCCCAGCCAACAAGAUCACCACCACCUUACGUCUGCAUCUGCGACUGCGUCUGAUUCUAUUCCUGCUACUGCAGCUGCUACUGCUUCUGCUCCCCGCGGCGACGAGGUCACCGCUCCUCCUUCGUCAGAUCAAGCCCCCUUGGAAACCAACAUCAGGCCACCCGCGGCCGCGACCACCACCCCAGUCCCAGUCCUAGUCCCGGUCCCAGAUCCAGACGUUGACGCGCCCCAGCUCCAUCGCCCUCACCCGCACCACCAGCCCACCCCGCACGCGACUGCGACGGAGACGGCUGCGGCUGCUGCUGCGACGCCGCCAGCAUUAGCUGCCAUUGCUACUGCGACGCCCACGGCAACCCUGCCCGGAGCUUCACUUGCCCUUCAUAUAAAGCGGACGGCGCCCAGUUCCUCGUCCCUCGACUCGCCUCUCAUGCCUCCUGCUUCUCCUUCCUCGUCAGCUGCGCCGUCGGCCAACCCCCCGUCACAGCCAAACCCUCACCCUUCCUCCUCGAACUCCAAGAUGCUCUUCUCAGACAUGUACAAGUCCCCGCGCUCACCGCUGGCCAAGUUCCGUCUGUCCAUGUCACAGCAGCCUUUGGCCUUGGACUUGCCCGACUACGAUCCUGAUCUGCUUAGCAAGGACAAAGAAAAGCAAAAGGCAGCUGUCAAGAAGUACUUGACCGCCAAAAUUCGCAACGAUUGGGAAUUCGUAUGGCCACCAGUCGCACCCCCGCCCCAAAACGGCGAUGCUACACCCGAUGUUAGUGCAACACCCGAACAGGACACCGCCGAGAAACCGCAACAAGAAACUUCUGAACCAAAGGUUGAAGCUACGGCGACCUCGAAUGAUGAAGCUAUCCACAACACAGACAGCGAAGAAGAAGACGACGAAGAGGAAGACAGCGACGCUGAGUCCGUCUACAGCACCGUCUCAGAAGAUGCCGCGCGUUUCAAACCUCGCCUAGAAUGGGUGUCUGACCUGUCCGACGAAGAUCCUCCCCUAUCUCUCUCUCCAUUCCGUUUCGACAGCCCCGAUGCAAUCGGCGCGACAGUCAAGGCUUCUAUAGCAGACAAGCGUGCGCGGAGACGGCGAGCCCUACGUGAGGAGAUGGAAUGGAAUGAAGGGUUGGCCUGCUUCGAGGCCAGGCGCAAUGCCUGGACAGGCGCAAGAACGGUGCGCGUUCGCACAAAGCCCGUUUCCCCUACCCAGACGUUCUCUCCUCUCUCCCCACGCCGCCUCUUCUUCCGCACUUCAUUCUCCCAUCCUCAACCCGCUCCUGCCUCACCAGCGUCGCCUGCGCACUCUCUGCAACAGCGGGUAAGCAACGAAGCCUCAGCCGCUGUAUCAGACGGCUCUGAGCUCUCAAAAGACCCGUCCAAGGAACUCACGGCGAUAAAGUCGAAAGAGUCUCAAAAGUCAACGGCAUCUCCCACAACAACGACAUACCCCGUCGAGACACUCAUUCCCGUCCCGGCGCCACUGCUCCCACCGGGUAACCCAAUGCGCGCAUCUAUUACCCCCUCCGUGUACAUUUCCCUGUACGAGAAGGUGAUAGUCCACGCGCUGACACCCUCAUGUCCCGUCAACUUGUCAGACAUGAUCCGGGCGUGCGUGGUUGGCUGGAAGCGGGACGGCGAGUGGCCACCGAAGCCCUCGGCCGCGGAACCCGGUAUCGUGGCCGUACGACGGCGCAAGAAGUCAGUGACGGACGGGCAGGGCCCGAAUCCCACUCGUAGGAUGAGCUUCGGAUUCUUAGGCAGAGGCGAGAAGGCAGCCGAAGGCCAGGACGACGGCACCGGAAAGGGUAUCAGGAAGAGCCUUCAAAGAGUGCUCGGUCUUGGGCAUCACCAUACUGCCUCCACUGGCUCCGCCAAUGGGGGCAACAACGGCGCAUAGAUGGGAGACGCAUUGCCACGGUGCAAACUUCUCCUUUACGAAGGAUGAUGAUUAUGAUGAAAGGAGAUUUAAUACGGAUGAUCUUUUCCUUUGGGUAAUAGGCAUCUCGAGGGCACAAAAUGGGCUUGAAUAUGGAGGUUCCAUGGGUUGGUGACUGCAUGGGACGGGAAAGUUGUUCUUGCGACAGAUACCCAUACAAUUCAGUAGUUGGACAGUCAGUGACAGCGUGCCACAUUAAUGAACACGGUUCUCUUGGUGCAGAACAUGGCUUCGACAUCUUGUUUGCUAUUGAUGACAUAUCAACACGGACCAGAGCUCAGUUGUUGUGAAAUAUACCGUUCAUGCCUUCAACUACAAAGGGAUGAAUUGAAUAUCUUACCAUGCAUAGCUUAGCGGUUAUCUAGUAGACAGAGUUGUUGUGAGAAAAGUAAAAGAUAACUAUCCUCCUGGCGUCAGCAUGGUGGCUACGAUGGGGUUGGAAUAAUGUGAUGUCG